This is a messenger RNA of Diaporthe citri, 2466 nucleotides long. RefSeq lists its product as uncharacterized. NCBI's taxonomy places the organism in Eukaryota, Fungi, Ascomycota, Sordariomycetes, Diaporthales, Diaporthaceae. The transcript is spliced from 6 exons. The record is from RefSeq and is a predicted model, not a curated record. Bases 1 to 2466 code for a protein of 821 amino acids.
AUGGCAGCAGUCGCCAACCUCACACCUACAGCUGGCGACCAGCGUGCAGAAGGCGAUGUGCAGAUGGCCGAUGCCCCGACCGUCACCCAUCCCCCAAGGUUCAAGGCGUCCGAGCUGCCCCUCACGUCGGCGACCCGGACAGCCAUCGAUGGACUUGCCCACGCCUUUAAGAAGAAGGGAGGCUACGAUGCAACGCGCAAACAGGUCUGGGAUACAUUUGAGGCUAGUGAUCAGCGGGAGCAAAUAACAAAAGCAAUGCUUGAAGUCGCCGAGGAGGAAAUCGAACGAAACCCAACCCAACUGCUGACACUCGACCGCGGCAAAGCUGUCGCCCUGAUAGACGGAGCGCUGGAUAGGACGGGCGUGUACAGAAAGGCUGAAGCACUCCUCGAAAGCCUCAUCGACGUCGGCGCAAUCGAGCAACAAAUCCGCGAACUUCGGAAGGCUGAGAUUGGCGAAGAUGCGGCGGAAGAAGAACGCGUCCAUGGCGCAAAGACAGACGAGGAGUACGCCGCCGAGAUUGGUGCGAGACGGGCCGAGCGUGACAAGAAGUAUGCCGACCUGAAGGCCAUGGAAGAAGAAAUCGCCCGUCAGCGCAGAGAAAUCGCCGAGAGGGAAGAGCGCGCCGAGCAGAAGAAGAGGGAAGCCGAGAGAGCUGCGCGAGAGGCGAAGCGAAAAGAAGAGCGGGAAAAAGAACGAGAAAGGGAGAAGGAGCGCGAACGAGAGCGCGAGCGCGAGCAAGCCGGGAGAGGCUUCGGGACCACCGCGAUAGAGACAGAGACAGAAGUCGAGAUCGAGAUCGCCGUGACAGAGCUCGGUCAAGAGCCCGCUCACGAGAUCAUUCGCGCAACCGCUCAAGGGACCGACAUCGACGUCGCCGAAGCCCAAGAGAGGAAAGCCGUGGCCGCCAAGAAGGAGCCAAGAAGGAAUUAUCGAAGGAAGAGCUACAGCAAGCGAGUCUCGUCUAAGCAGCCUGAGCUGGAGAUCGACGAGGAAUUGAAACCACCACCUCGCAAAACUAAGCCGGCGUCCGCGAUCAACCCAAUACGAAAGACGACACAGAAGGUGGCGGAGACGAAAAAGGUCCCUGACAUGUUGCCGGCCAAGUUGAAGUCCGAAAAACUCGAGGUGGCGAAAGAUGCGAAACCUGUCAAGGAAAGCAAAUUGGCAGACGGCGACAAGGAGCCAAAGGACGCCAAGCCUAAGGAAGAGAAGAAGAGAGCACCCACGCCUCCGAGAAAACAUUCACCGCCUCGCCGCAAAUCGCGCUCCCCAGCCCCAACUGCGGCGUCUCGGGACACUCGUGGCAGGAGCCGUCAUCGGACACCAAGUCCCAAAGCGAGAGAACCGUCUCUCAAAGAAAACCCGCGAAAGGACUCUCACCGCGUCGCGACAGAUCUACCUCACGCGAUAGACGAAAUGCUGAGGAGACCAAGGCACCAAGAGAAGGGAGGGACUCCAGGCGUGACCGUAGUCGCAGCCGUGAUCGCCAUCCUCGGAGAUCGCGGAGCCGGUCAGUUCGAUCAGUCCGCAGACGCCGAUCAAGGAGUCGAUCUAUCAGGAGAGAUGACAGGAGGCGAACUCGAAGCCCGUCGCGUCCUCGCGGUGAUCACUACACAUCUUACAGGAGAUCGAGAUCACCGCGCAGGCGGAGUCCUUAUCGAGCAGAUCGACGUGACACGUCAAGACCUGUUAGACGGAGGCGGUCGCGAUCUGACUCCCGUGAGGUCCAAGAGUGCAGACAAGGCGAGAAAGCGAUCCAGAUCCAAAGAGAGCCGCCUAGACCGCCCCCCAGCGUAUCUUGACAAGGAGGAAAAAGAAGCCUGGAAGCAAGAUGAGGUCAAGAAGCGAGAGCGUGAGGCGAAGGCAUACCUAGCGGCCCAGAAGGAAGCACGCGAGAAGGGUAAGCCUGUGCCUGGCAUCGACUUCGAGGUCGAUGACGAACGUGGCGAGCGUUCCGAACGGUCUCCGGAUGUGAGACGACGUGCUCCGGAUGACAUCGAUCGCUAUGUGCCGCCAGCGCGGGUUGAUUCGCACAGGCCAGAUCGCGACAGGGACCGGGACAAGGACCGGGAUCGGGAUCGGGCAAAGGAUGAUAGGCGAGAUAGCCGCCGUGAUUCUGUUAUUCGUCGGGACUCCAUUAUCCGCCGCGAUCGCAGCGCUUCAACUACUCGUCGCCGCAGUCGAGAGCGUGAGCGCUCAAGAGACCGAGCAAAGGACAGGCGACGCAGUCGGUCCCCGCGCAGCAGGAGUCGACCUCGCCACCGAGUGAGGGAUGACUCCCGCGACCGCGACCGCGACCGAGACCGAGACAGAGAUCGUGAUAGGGACAGGGACCGGGAGCGCGACAGAGAUCGCGACAGGGACCGCGACAGAGGCAGGGACCGCGGCCGAGACCGUGAAAGGGCCAGAGAUCGCUCACCACGCCGGGACCGUCGAGACCGCAGCUCGAGUCGGCGCCGUUAG